CUCCCCCAGCAGCCCUCGCUCCCUUCGCAUCAGCCUUCAUCUCUUGCAUCCCCCCCCAACGCCGGGCUGACCGAGCAUUGCUGCAUUGUCCCUCGUCCUGCCCACUCGUGCUCAGCCUGCCCCGUCCGUGUUCGUGUGCGCGCUGCCGUUGUUCUCUGCGCCUGACUCUCCGCACCCCGACCAGCUCCCGCGCGGUACGCUCGCCAGGCGCGUACUCGCACUCCUUCCCGGCGACACCGUCAUCGCCUUGCAUCUCGUCCCGACCUGCUUUCUGUGACCCGUCCCGUUGACGUCGGUCGCGACGUUGUUGUCCAGGCGCGUGUCCAUCUGCAGUAGCCACCAUGGCGAGCCACCAGCAGCCUUCACCCACGACGGGCAUGCCUCCACAUCACGGCAUAUCGCAUCUCGCUCAUGCGCAAGCGAACGGCCAUCCGCCGCACGCCAACCAGCCAAAGACAUCGACGCAGUAUCUUGCGCAACUAACCGAGGCCGUCUGGAACCAACUGGGCUCAUUGUCAGAGCAGAUGCAUGACUGGGAUGGUGCUAUGGAAUGCUACCAGCACGCCUUGAAGCACAACCAAUGGUCUGUGCCCGCGCUGCAGGGCAUUGCGUGCAUCUUGCGCACCAAAGACGCCUUCCCGCAAGCUGUCGAAUACCUCCGCAUCGUCUUGAAAGUUGAGCCUGCCAAUGGCGACGUCUGGGGCAGUCUUGGCCAUUGCUAUCUGAUGAUGGACGACUUGCAGCAGGCCUACUCUGCCUACCAGCAAGCACUGUACCAUCUUUCUGAUCCCAAGGAACCCAAGCUCUGGUAUGGCAUUGGCAUCCUCUAUGACCGCUAUGGAUCUCUCGAGCAUGCCGAAGAGGCCUUCUCGCAGGUUAUGCGCAUGGAGCCCAACUUUGAAAAGGCAAACGAGAUAUACUUCCGUCUCGGUAUAAUAUACAAGCAGCAACAGAAAUUCAACCAGAGUUUGGACUGCUUCAAGUACAUUGUUACCAACCCGCCUCGGCCAUUGACCGAGGAGGACAUCUGGUUUCAGAUAGGCCACGUCUACGAGCAGCAGAAAGAGUUCGAGGCUGCCAAGGGCGCCUAUCGCCGGGUUCUCGAGCGCGACCCGAACCACGCUAAAGUCCUCCAGCAGCUUGGUUGGUUACACCACCAGCAGAGCACCAACUAUGCCAGCCAAGAACAGGCCAUCGAGUAUCUCGAGAAAUCGGUCGCUUCGGACCAAAACGAUGCACAGAGCUGGUACCUGCUGGGUCGUUGCUACAUGUCCCAACAAAAGUACCCCAAGGCAUACGAGGCGUAUCAACAAGCCGUGUAUCGCGAUGGCAGAAACCCAACGUUCUGGUGCAGCAUUGGUGUGCUUUACUACCAGAUCAACCAAUAUCGUGAUGCGCUCGAUGCUUACUCACGAGCCAUUCGAUUGAACCCCAACAUUUCCGAGGUUUGGUACGAUCUUGGUACUUUGUACGAGUCGUGCAACAACCAGACAGCCGAUGCACUGGACGCAUACCAGCGUGCUGCAGACCUCGAUCCAUCCAACGUACACAUCAAGGCUCGCCUGCAGCUCCUGCAAAAUGGCCAAGCCUCAGCAGGCGCGCCCAACCAGGGCCAUGCUCCUAUUCCUCAGGAUGUACACCCCCAGGCUUACCAACCUGCUUCCGUUCACGGGCCUGCUGCUCCCCAAUGGGGUGCUCCUCAACCUCAGCAGCCUCCUCAGGGACCUGCUCCGCCUGCAUUGGGAGCCCCCGGUUGGGAUCGACCUUUGGCUCAGAUUCGCGACCCUGGGCUUCCACCGCAGCAGUUGAACCCUUACGAACAGCGCGAGGGUGUUCGACCACCUGCUCAACAUGUUCCCCAGCGACCAGUGAGCCCAAGACAGGAGCCUCAGAGAUCGUAUCCUGAGCCUCAGCGACCUUCCACUAACGGCCCUGGCCCGUCUGGUCCCGUUGGCCCUCCUCCCCAAGGUCCUGGAUCCAUGCGUCGUGGCAUGUCGCCUUCUCCCAAAACGCAUCACGUCGUCCCCAGCCCCUACCACCCUCAACCGUCUCAGCUCACUCCGCAAAUGCCUCAUGCUCAGCCGCAGCCUCCUCAUCAUCAAGUUCAGCAGCCAUCGCAACCUAAUCGUAUCUCGAACCCGAAUUACGGUCCUCAUGCGGGUAGUGUGCCACCUCCACCGCCACCUCCUCCUACCGCGCUGCAGGGCCCGCCCGGCCACGGACUUGGUCAAGGACCCAUGCCGCCCUACGGACGUCCCAGCAGUCCACCACCGGAAGUCCGUCCCAUCGUAGAGAACCGCGCAGGGUCUCCGCGCAAUGCAUACCAAGGACCAUACCAGCAUCACCCUGACCCUUCUGCUAGCAGUGGCAUCGCUAGCGGCGCUCCUCCACCAGCAUCUGCCCUGGCCGCAGCUGAAGCAGCUGCACGAGACCGCGACGACCGCCCGCCAACCGCACCCCCGAAACGAAUUCGGGAAUGGGAAGGAAAUGACCACAUGAGCAUCAAGGCACCAAGUAACGACGAGAAGCGUCAGAAGCUUGAGGAGUCGCACAGCCGUCGCCCGACUCCUCCACACCGAAUGUCAUCUCCGCAAGUGCCUCGUCAUAGCCCUCAAGAUGCUCCUGAUCCUCGAAGAUUCAACGACGGAUAUCAUCCAUCCGAGGCUGCUCACCACCCGCCGUCGCUUCCGUCGAUGGGACCUGCGCCGCCAUUGCCUCGCAUGACAGAAACACCGAAGCCGAAACAGGAUCGCCAGGAGCAUCACGAGCCAGCAGCUCGUCGUAUGGACGUUGACGAGGACUACGACGAUGAGGGCGAUGAUGCCAAGGUCAGCGCAGCAAAGCCCGAGCACGAAAGCCCGCGGAAUCCUACUAACGGAGUGGUUCACGCGCCCACCCCGGUCGAGCAAAAGUCCUGAGUCGAGUUGGUGCGAUGGGCUCUAAAAAGGCCAACCUAGUGUUGUGCUGCACAAUGGUAUAUCCAUCAUACGUGGGGUUCGAAUGUUGGUACAGGACUGUUCGGCACGAUUGUCAUUUGAGAAGGAACGACCGGCGUGUCCUCACUUUUCCGUUGAACUGUAAUUUUGCUUUCAAACCAGUUGGUAUCUUCAUUCAUGAUUCGAGCGAUUUGGACUAGAAGUCAAGCGAGGUUGAUGUCGGAUAUUCACCGAAUUUGAAAAGCGGUUUAGCAGGGUAGGCGAUUGCCAUAGUGGUGCAGAUUGGCUCAUGAUCGUUGCCUGUUGUCUAUUGCGGCAGGUACGUGUUUCUUUGCGUUUGUUUCCAAGAAUGAAAUAGCAACUUGAUUGAAUAUCAAUCCUUCC
This is a messenger RNA of Dothidotthia symphoricarpi CBS 119687, 3320 nucleotides long. Its product is annotated as TPR-like protein. The transcript has 7 exons. The record is from RefSeq and is a predicted model, not a curated record. The coding region runs from base 342 to 2918 and encodes 858 amino acids. NCBI's taxonomy places the organism in Eukaryota, Fungi, Ascomycota, Dothideomycetes, Pleosporales, Dothidotthiaceae. Gene Ontology annotation, biological process: regulation of gene expression. Gene Ontology annotation, molecular function: RNA polymerase II cis-regulatory region sequence-specific DNA binding; chromatin DNA binding; protein binding.